This is a messenger RNA of Vicugna pacos (alpaca), 1720 nucleotides long. It is a transcript of the gene PPIL1, whose product is annotated as peptidylprolyl isomerase like 1. Gene Ontology annotation, biological process: protein folding; protein peptidyl-prolyl isomerization. Gene Ontology annotation, molecular function: peptidyl-prolyl cis-trans isomerase activity. The record is from RefSeq and is a predicted model, not a curated record. NCBI's taxonomy places the organism in Eukaryota, Metazoa, Chordata, Mammalia, Artiodactyla, Camelidae. Gene Ontology annotation, cellular component: catalytic step 2 spliceosome.
GUCUCUCUCCACUUGGAGACCACACCUAACAGAGCUUGCACUUUUCUCCGUCCUUGCAAACCUUAGUUUCCUCGCACCCCAAAUUCCCGGCCUUGGACGUGGGAUCCUCUUCCUUCCUUGUCUCAACCCCUCAAAUUUUGGCGUCGCUCGAGUUGAACGGCGGGAACCGGAAGUGUGCAUCAGCGGCUGGUCUCCGGAGAAUCGACGCCGGAAGUAGCAGCUGCCACAGGAGGAUUCCGCCAGCUUUGAUAUGGCGGCGAUCCCUCCAGACUCCUGGCAGCCGCCCAACGUAUACUUGGAGACCAGCAUGGGAAUCAUUGUGCUGGAGCUGUACUGGAAGCAUGCUCCAAAGACCUGUAAGAACUUUGCUGAACUGGCUCGUCGAGGUUACUACAAUGGCACCAAAUUCCACAGAAUCAUCAAAGACUUUAUGAUCCAGGGAGGUGACCCAACAGGGACAGGUCGAGGUGGUGCAUCUAUCUAUGGCAAGCAAUUUGAAGAUGAACUUCAUCCAGACUUGAAAUUCACGGGGGCUGGGAUUCUUGCAAUGGCCAAUGCAGGGCCAGAUACCAACGGUAGCCAGUUCUUUGUGACCCUAGCUCCCACCCAGUGGCUUGACGGGAAACACACCAUUUUUGGCCGUGUGUGCCAGGGUAUAGGAAUGGUGAAUCGAGUAGGAAUGGUGGAAACAAACUCCCAAGACCGCCCCGUGGACGAUGUGAAGAUCAUUAAGGCAUACCCUUCUGGGUAGACUUGCUGCUCUCUUGAGCACCCCCAGGUCUUCUGAGAUGACCCCAGCGAACCAAAUUCCAGAUGACCUAGAACGACACGUAACUCUAAACUUCAUUUUGGCCUUGCAGAUCGUGGCGCUGAGGAGGCCUGGGGUCUUGGGUGAGUUAGAGAUGGAAGUGUAUUUUAAUAGGAUACUUCUUUUGUGGUCCCCAGUGCCUGUGUUAACAGAGCAUUUGCAGAGAUGUCCAUUUAUGACCCUUCACGGGUUACUGCUCACUGCAAAUGACUCAUACUGCUCCUUCUUGUGGUAUCUGCUCUGUGUACUUGAAACUAAGUGAAGCCAACUCUGUCAUUCCAUAGUGCCUAAUCAACCUCUUCUUGUGGAAAUUUAUAUUCUGGUCUACACUGCAGUGUUUGGUGGCUGACAGCCACAGAAUUCGAAACAAGUAGUGUCUAUCAGCUGUCUUAACUGUGUGCGCCCCCCGUUUCAGUCUCUUGCAUUUAUUCUUCCAGGGAUUGUAUGCAUCUCUAUAUAUUUUCCCUCUCAAAACCAGAACAACACUGCUGUUUCUGACACUUAGACAUCCCACGCAAAGCCACAUUGAAUUUUUGCCAAAUGAAAAGUGCAUCCAACAAUCAAGUUUCUAAGAAGGUGUCAAGUGGGGAAUGAUAAUGUGUAAUAAUCGAGAAAAGAAUUUAUUAAAAAGAAGCAGAAGCAUUGACCAUUUUUUUCCCUAGGAAGGAGUAGAAAUCUGUAGUGAGCAUAAGGACAGACUUAUGAAUUCUCCUUAAAAAGCAGUAUUCUCAUAAAGGAGAAGCACCACUUGAAUUUUUUAAAUCUAAGACUUUAAGGAAACUAGAUAAGAGAUUUUAUAUUUUUUUUUAAUUUUUCUGAUUUUUUAGGGAGGGGGUGGUUAGAGAAAGGCAGUUAAUACCUAUGUAAUAUAUAGAAAAUUCCAAAAUAAAAUGCCAUUGAUGGCUGAAAUCA